AUGCUUCGUCAGAGCUUUCUUUUCGUUGUCUUGUUGGCUGUGGUUAAUUGCCAUCAGAGUAAUACGCCAGCUUCUCCUGGUCAGUUUCCUUUUGUGGCUGACAUCAGAACGCAUCAGAACGUCCAUCUCUGCUCGGGCUUCAUCGUCACAAACAGAUGGGUGGUCACAGUGGCGCACACGCUUGUGGGAAGAAUGCACACCACCACUUGGGUCUUCGUAGGCAAUCACGAAUCCAGCACGAACGUCUUCAGUGUCCUUUUAGCGCCGCAUCCAGUUUUCUGGCCAUUGCCUGAUCAGUACUCGAACGACGUUGCUCUCAUCCGGACCAGAGACACUAUAGUCUUCAGCGCAACUGUUCAGCCGAUUGCUAUGGCGAGUGCCACAACACCAGGAGGAGUUCAAGUCACGACAGUGGGAUGGAGACCGUCCAGAGCCCAGGAUUGGUUCUACUCCGAAACUUUGACGAAUAUUGAGUGUGUUGGAUACUUGCCGGUUAACACGCCUUUGGCUGGUUCUACACUGUGUUCCCGAAGACCAUCUAAUAACCCAAAUAGAGCCUGGCCCGGAGACGUCUUGCUAGUCGGCAACACAGCUGAUGGCUUAAGCUCUUGGAGAAUAUCUGGUGACGAUAGUGUUCCAGAUGUUUACAGCAGAAUAUCCACCUUCAAAGAUUGGAUAAUUUCUGUAAUUGAAUGUUGA
Phlebotomus argentipes is the source of this 699-nucleotide messenger RNA. Its product is annotated as complement factor D-like. The transcript has a single exon. The coding region runs from base 1 to 699 and encodes 232 amino acids. Gene Ontology annotation, biological process: proteolysis. The record is from RefSeq and is a predicted model, not a curated record. Lineage: Eukaryota; Metazoa; Arthropoda; Insecta; Diptera; Psychodidae. Gene Ontology annotation, molecular function: serine-type endopeptidase activity.